UCCAAAAAAUUCUCUCCUAGUCCUCGUUUCCUUUGCCUUCUAGUUCUUUGGCAUCAACCUGAAGAGAAAUCCGGUUUCUCAAAAAAAAAAAAAUAAAUAAAUAAAUAAAGAGAAAUCCAGAUGCCCAAUACACCUAUUUCUCUUUUCUCUUAAAUACCUUUCCCACACAUCAAUUUUUCCUUCCUUUUUUUUUUUUUUUUCUUUUUCUUUAUAUUGAAGAUUCCUAUUUCACACUCCUAAUAAAACAAGACUCUCUCUCUCUCUCUUUCUCUUUCUCUCUCUGCGUAUAUAUAUUUUAGGAUUGGCUUUUACGUCUCAUUGUAAAAUAAUCAUAGAAACUCCCUGUCGAGUCAUCAUAGAACUUCUUCCCCUGUUUUCUCUCUCAACUUUCUUUCUUGGUGUUGUUUGAGUUUGUGUCCCACCAUGUCUUCCAUAUCACAUGGUUUAGUCUUGGCCACAGCCAUGGUUAUCUCUAGCACCGUACUCUAUCUUUCUUGUAGGCAAAGGUCUUUCCCACCAUCCCAUCUUUCCCGGAAUCAAAAUUCCCAGCAGCCUCAAAAGCUAAUUCUACGUUCUUGUCUACAUUCAGGGGAAAAGAAAAGGGAGAGAAAGAAGAAGAAGGUGCAAUUUGCUGAGAAUGUGAAGGAACCAAGUGGGAAUGGUGAGGAGUACAGGAAAGGGCAGAUGCAGAUGAAGUUGAGCAAAUUUAUUGAAGAGAAUUGCAGAAACAAAAUCCCCACAAUUGGUGGAAUGCAAGAGAAUCGGACUGCUUUGUAUAAUGGAAUUCUCAAGGAUCGUGUCCGUGUGCAAAGGAUGCAGUGCUCAUGUUGACGACUUGUGUACAAUUCUUGGCUUUAUUUUUGGCUGCCGAGCAACAAAAAUCUUUUGAGUUUUUGUGAUUGUAAAUGAUUUUGUGUGUUUUUUAGAGGAAUAGUUGUAAAUUGUAAAUGCUUGGUCUUCUAACAACUCGUGGUUUUUUUUUUUUUUUGGUUUAAUGAGACAUAUUGGGCAAAGAUUAGUUUC
Quercus lobata is the source of this 1023-nucleotide messenger RNA. RefSeq lists its product as uncharacterized. NCBI's taxonomy places the organism in Eukaryota, Viridiplantae, Streptophyta, Magnoliopsida, Fagales, Fagaceae. The record is from RefSeq and is a predicted model, not a curated record. The transcript is spliced from 2 exons. Bases 424 to 831 code for a protein of 135 amino acids.